AUGCAGACAUCAGAGACUGGGUCAGAUACAGGUUCGACUGUGACUUUACAGGCAUCUGUGGCUGGCCAGGCAGCAGUGCCCACACAGGUAGUACAGCAGGUACCGGUUCAGCAACAGGUACAGCAAGUACAGACUGUGCAACAGGUACAGCAUGUCUACCCAGCCCAGGUUCAGUAUGUGGAAGGAAGUGACACAGUCUACACAAAUGGAACUAUUCGAACAACUUAUCCUUACACGGAAACCCAGAUGUAUAGCCAAAACACUGGGGGAAAUUACUUCGAUACUCAAGGAAGUUCUGCACAGGCAACUACAGUGGUCUCCUCUCAUAGUAUGGUGGGCACCGGAGGGAUUCAGAUGGGUGUUGCAGGAGGACAGCUCAUUAGCAGCUCAGGAGGGACCUAUCUGAUUGGCAAUUCAAUGGAAAAUUCUGGUCAUUCAGUGACUCAUACAACACGAUCCUCCCCAGCUACAAUUGAAAUGGCGAUUGAGACACUUCAAAAGUCUGAUGGUCUUUCUACUCACAGAAGCUCUCUUCUCAACAGCCAUCUCCAAUGGCUUUUAGACAACUAUGAAACUGCAGAAGGAGUGAGUCUCCCCAGAAGUACCCUUUACAACCAUUACUUACGUCAUUGUCAGGAGCACAAGUUAGAUCCAGUCAAUGCUGCCUCCUUUGGAAAACUCAUACGGUCAAUCUUCAUGGGAUUACGGACCAGAAGACUGGGAACCAGGGGGAACUCCAAAUACCAUUAUUAUGGGAUUCGUGUCAAACCAGAUUCUCCCCUUAAUCAACUACAAGAGGACAUGCAAUAUAUGGCUAUGAGACAGCAACCCAUGCAGCAGAAACAGAGGUACAAGCCUGUGCAGAAAGUGGAUGGAGUUGCAGAUGGUUUCACAGGAAGUGGUCAACAGACAGGUACAUCUGCUGAACAAACUAUAAUUGCCCAAAGUCAACAUCAUCAACAGUUUUUAGAUGCAUCUCGAGUACUUCCAGAGUUUGGGGAACUUGAAAUAUCUUCUCUGCCAGAUGGUACUACCCUUGAGGACAUAAAAUCACUGCAAAGUCUUUAUCGAGAACACUGUGAGGCAAUUGUGGAUGUUAUUGUGAAUCUUCAGUUUAGCCUGAUAGAAAAAUUGUGGCAAACUUUCUGGCGCUUUUCUCCCUCUGCUCCAGCUGACGACACAGUUAUUAUUGAACUGAGCAAUCUGAGUGAAAUAGAAAAUCGACUUCCAAAAGGAAAACUAAUUGUUCUGUGCAAAAAUGAGUCUAUUCUGAAAUGGAUGGGUAACUGUGACCAUGUGAUGUACCAGGCUUUGGUGGAGAUUCUCAUUCCUGAUGUCCUUAGACCUAUUCCUAGUGCCUUGACUCAAGCCAUUCGCAAUUUUGCAAAAAGCCUUGAAGGUUGGCUUUCCAGUGCCAUGAUCAAUAUUCCACAGAGAAUGAUACAAACCAAGAUUGCCUCUGUAAGUGCCUUUGCCCAGACUUUGAGAAGAUACACAUCUCUUAAUCACCUGGCUCAGGCAGCUCGAGCUGUGCUUCAGAACACUUCUCAGAUCAACCAGAUGCUCAGUGAUCUCAACCGUGUGGAUUUUGCCAAUGUACAGGAACAGGCUUCCUGGGUGUGUCAGUGUGAUGACAAUAUGGUUCAAAGACUAGAAACAGAUUUCAAGAUGACUCUUCAACAACAGAGCACUCUGGAGCAGUGGGCUGCCUGGCUUGAUAAUGUAAUGAUGCAAGCAUUGAAACCAUAUGAAGGAAGACCCAGUUUUCCUAAAGCAGCACGGCAAUUUCUUUUAAAAUGGUCUUUCUACAGCUCAAUGGUGAUUCGAGAUUUAACCUUACGCAGUGCUGCUAGCUUUGGCUCUUUUCAUCUGAUCCGCUUGCUUUAUGAUGAGUACAUGUUUUACUUAGUCGAACAUCGUGUUGCUCAGGCAACAGGAGAAACACCUAUUGCAGUUAUGGGAGAGUUUGGUGAUUUAAAUGCUAUAUCCCCUGGAAAUAUGGAUAAAGAUGAGGGCAGUGAAGUUGAAAGUGAAAUAGAAGAAGAGAUGGAUGAAAAUGGAGAACCACAAGCAAAGAGGGAGAAAACAGACUUAAACCAAGCAUUUCAGGCAGGCUGCAUGCAGCAACCAGUGCUUGAGAGUGGAGUAGAGCAGAGCCUCCUGAACCCACUUCAUAAUGAGCACAUUGUUACAAAUACUCAGACUAUCAGACAAUGCAGUGCUACUGGAAAUACAUAUACUGCAGUCUAA
Molecule: messenger RNA, 2250 nt
Organism: Chiroxiphia lanceolata (lance-tailed manakin)
Lineage: Eukaryota; Metazoa; Chordata; Aves; Passeriformes; Pipridae
Product: transcription factor RFX3-like
Exons: 16
Coding region: 1-2250 (749 amino acids)
Biological process (GO): regulation of transcription by RNA polymerase II
Cellular component (GO): nucleus
Molecular function (GO): DNA-binding transcription factor activity, RNA polymerase II-specific; RNA polymerase II cis-regulatory region sequence-specific DNA binding
Source: RefSeq, a predicted model, not a curated record